This is a messenger RNA of Physella acuta, 447 nucleotides long. Its product is annotated as keratin-associated protein 4-3-like. NCBI's taxonomy places the organism in Eukaryota, Metazoa, Mollusca, Gastropoda, Physidae. The record is from RefSeq and is a predicted model, not a curated record.
AUGAGCCACUGUAACAUGAGCCACUGUAACAUGAGCCACUGUAACAUGAGCCACUGUAACAUGAGCCACUGUAGCAUGAGCCACUGUAACAUGAGCCACUGUAACAUGAGCCCUUGUAACAUGAGCCACUGUAACAUGAGCCACUGUAACAUGAGCCACUGUAACGUGAGCCACUGUAACAUGAGCCACUGUAACGUGAGCCACUGUAACAUGAGCCUUUGUAACAUAAGCCACUGUAACAUGAGCCACUGUAACAUGAGCCACUGUAACAUGAGCCACUGUAACAUGAGCCCUUGUAACAUGAGCCACUGUAACAUGAGCCACUGUAACAUGAGCCACUGUAACGUGAGCCACUGUAACAUGAGCCACUGUAACGUGAGCCACUGUAACAUGAGCCUUUGUAACAUAAGCCACUGUAACAUGAGCCACUGUAACAUGAGCCACUGA